Messenger RNA from Carlito syrichta (Philippine tarsier), 291 nucleotides. RefSeq names its product E3 ubiquitin-protein ligase NEURL1. The record is from RefSeq and is a predicted model, not a curated record. The annotation marks the transcript as partial. The transcript is spliced from 2 exons. Gene Ontology annotation, cellular component: plasma membrane; postsynaptic density. Gene Ontology annotation, biological process: negative regulation of Notch signaling pathway; nervous system development. NCBI's taxonomy places the organism in Eukaryota, Metazoa, Chordata, Mammalia, Primates, Tarsiidae. Gene Ontology annotation, molecular function: ubiquitin protein ligase activity.
CCCCCGCCCCCCGGAGCCGGCUGCCUUGGCUCGGCCUCCUGGGGGACAGCCCCCAGUUCGCCUCCAAGCCCACCCGGGUCGCCGCUGGGCCCAGGCCCCUGGAGCGACGAGUGCACCAUCUGCUACGAGCGCGCCGUGGACACGGUCAUCUACACGUGUGGCCACAUGUGCCUGUGCUACGCCUGCGGCCUGCGCCUCAAGAAGGCCUUGCAGGCCUGCUGUCCCAUCUGCCGCCGGCCCAUCAAGGACAUCAUCAAGACCUACCGCAGCUCCUAGCUGGUGCCGGGGCCU